Molecule: messenger RNA, 912 nt
Organism: Danaus chrysippus (African queen)
Lineage: Eukaryota; Metazoa; Arthropoda; Insecta; Lepidoptera; Nymphalidae
Source: the annotation of a GenBank genome assembly
AUGGUCGUUUUCAACGCUAAAGGCUUGGUGCCGCCAGUUUUCACCGCUCUCAAUGAUGAUUACAGUGUAAAUUAUGCCGCCAUUCCUGGCUACGCCAAUUAUCUGGCUCAGAAUGGAAUAAAGGGAGUCCUGGUUGGAGGUACUACAGGAGAAAAUAUGUCUCUUUCUGUAUCCGAAAGAAAGAAAAUAGCCGAUGAGUGGGUGAAGGCUGGGAAGAAACAUGGUUUGCACAUCAUGGUACAAGUUGGUGGGGCGCCUUUUGUAGAUGUCAUUGAAUUGGCCAAAUAUUGCUCGAAAAUCGGAGUAGAUUCGUUGCUUACACUACCGGAGCUCUAUUUUAAGCCUCAAUCGGUAUCUGAGUUGGUUUCGUAUGUCGAAUUGGUAGCGCAGGCCGCCCCUAACUUACCGGUUUUGUACUACCAUAUACCAUUUAUGAGUAAUGUUGCCAUCAACAUGCCAGCUUUUGUGACAGAAGCGACAAAACGCAUCCCCAAUUUCAAAGGUCUCAAAUUCACCAGCAACGAUUUGUCCGAAGGAUCCCAAACUUUACGAGCCUUGAAGAAUGAUCAGGAAAUAUUCUUAGGAGCGGAUACACUGCUGGCUCCAGCGGUACUUCUAGGUAUAAAGUCCAGUAUCGGCACCACAUACAAUCUGUUCCCGCGGCAAGCUCAAGAUAUAAUGGAUGCGGUGGCUUCAGCUGACCUUGAACGUGCAAAAGUUCUACAGGACCAGUUGAACAAAGCUGUUGAGGCUUUUACAGCUGAAGGUCCCUGGGUCCCCGCUUUAAAGGCUGGUAUGGAGAUUGUAACGGGAAUGAAGUUCGGCCCUCCGGCCUUACCCCAAAGACCAAUUUCUGAAGCGGCAAGAAAAAGAAUUGAAGAUAAACUGAGGAUUUUGAAACUAAUAAAUUGA